Molecule: messenger RNA, 2195 nt
Organism: Eubalaena glacialis (North Atlantic right whale)
Lineage: Eukaryota; Metazoa; Chordata; Mammalia; Artiodactyla; Balaenidae
Gene: COQ3
Product: coenzyme Q3, methyltransferase
Exons: 7
Coding region: 602-1714 (370 amino acids)
Biological process (GO): ubiquinone biosynthetic process
Molecular function (GO): 2-methoxy-6-polyprenyl-1,4-benzoquinol methyltransferase activity
Source: RefSeq, a predicted model, not a curated record
CAAGGAAAGGCUGUUACACAUUUAGAAGUAAAAUGUUAGGUUGCCUGUUCUAACCCUUAAGUGAAGUUUGCCUAGCCUGAGUGAUUAACAGUUUCCUGCUAUGUAAUGUGUGCCCUGUCGGGAACAUUAUCAGGUCACUCACAGAAAACAAACUUUCAAUUUAGACUUUUGGCCCUCUGACAUUUGAGUGCCUUGAAAUGGGAAACAGUUCUCUUAGGGAAGAAGUGCUUCGGAUCUUUUGUGAUUAUAAGUUUUGGUCAGUGUCUUACAGGAGUGUCCUUGGGAGACAUCUGUUAAAUAUGAAAUAAUUAGAGCUAUACAGGAAUAAAAGCUAGAUCACAUAGCUUGAAGUGGUAUCAUGACUGAUGGCUACUUUGAGGUGGUCAUACAGGAAUAGACGGAGGAUCUUGAAGUUAGUUUAUGACAAUAGAAACAUUCUAUAGUUUAACUGCAUGCACAAUUUGACAUGUUGAGCGUGUAAGAGUAACUACAGUCACACAUCUAUAACACCCAUCACUGCGACCAUGAUUAGUUUGGCUCUCGGAACCUUUCUGUUCGGGAUGUUUUGCGGGAGGGACCGGAAGAGGUGGAUCCUUUCGCGAUGUGGGGAGGCCGCAAGCUGAGCUCCUCCGGGAGUCGGUUUUUAGGAGCGCAUAGGUCGGCGUUCCGGGGCACACAGCCUGAUUGUCCUCGCUUAACCACGUCGGCAGCUUAUUCAAAAAAUCAGCUCAGUUGGACUCUACAAAUUAAACCAUCGGUUUUCAGUGAAUACAGAAUCACGUGUUUCAAAUCCUAUAGCAUGACUUUUGCCUGCCUGAAUAGGAUGAAAAGUUACAGACUCCCUUGGACAAGACUGUACAGUACUUCCCGGACCACUGUAGACAGCAGUGAGGUGAAGACCUUCCUGGCCUUGGCGCACAGGUGGUGGGACGAGCAAGGAGUAUAUGCACCUCUUCACUCUAUGAACGACCUGAGGGUGCCGUUCAUUAGAGACAAUCUUUUAAAAACAGUUGCUGAUCACCAGCCAGGAAAACCUUUGUCUGGGAUGAAGAUUCUUGAUGUUGGCUGUGGUGGUGGAUUGUUAACGGAGCCUCUAGGGCGGCUUGGGGCUUCAGUUAUUGGAAUUGAUCCUGUGGAUGAGAACAUUAAAACAGCACAGCACCAUAAAUCAUUUGACCCAGUCCUGGAUAAGAGGAUAGAGUACAGAGCGUGUUCCCUGGAAAAGAUUGUGGAAGAAACUGCAGAAACAUUUGAUGCUGUCGUAGCUUCUGAAGUUGUAGAACAUGUGAUUGAUCUAGAAACGUUUAUACAGUGCUGCUGCCAAGUGUUAAAACCCGGUGGUUCUUUAUUCAUUACUACAAUCAACAAAACACAGCUGUCCUAUGCCUUGGGAAUUGUUUUUUCAGAGCAGAUUGCAGGUAUUGUACCAAAAGGUACUCAUACAUGGGAGAAGUUUGUUUCACCUGAAAAGCUAGAGAGCAUUCUGGAAUCAAACGGUCUGUCAGUUCAAACUGUGGCAGGAAUGCUCUACAACCCCUUCUCAGGUUACUGGCAUUGGAGUGAAAACACCAGCCUUAAUUAUGCAGCUCAUGCCGUGAAAUCCAGCAUCCGGGAACACCCAGCUCCUGCAGAGUUUGCUUUAAAGGAGGAAACAGAAGAGCUCCGAACUGAAACCUCCACCAACUCAGGUGUGCAUGAAGAGCUGAAGAAAUGAAUUGUUUCUAAGGACUGUAGUAAAAUGGCUUGAAAGUCUGAUGUUUACAAAUACACAAAAUAUACUGUUUGUCUUUUGAGACAGGAUCCUAAAGAAAGUCAAUAGAAAAGGCUAAAACCUUAGAUAAAAGCUUUUGUUGUUUCAUCUAAUAGCUACCUUCAAGGGAUUAGUCUAUGGAUUAAAAAAAAGUUUUGAUGAGGUAUUAUGUGAUCUAGGAGUUUAAGUUUCUCAGCCUUUGUUAUAUAAAUAGGGUAUACAUAUUUCACUUCAUCUUACAGAUUAUAUGAUAUUUUUCCCGCAUGUAUGCACAUACAUAUAUACUGUAAUGUUUUAAUUUAAGUAAAUUUGUAUCAUCUAGGUUCUUCUUUAUUUGGUUUUAGUUAAAGGCAGUUAUGCUUCUGACUGGUUUUAUUUUAUACCAGUUAUAUUUAGGAAGAUAAAAUGUCUUUUUUCCUUUAAAUUUUGGUUUUUGGAAAGCAAA